GUUGUUUGUUAAAUUAGUCAUCCCUCCUAGGCAAGAAAGCCCGUCAAAUUUACACGAAGUUUUUUUUCAAAACCGAUUUGUAGCAAUGGAGCAGUGGAUAGACACGGUUAAUGUCACUUCUUAUGCCAUGUCCCUUUUUUCCUUUAUCUAGCAGAAGGUUUAUGCUUCAAUUAUGGAGUUUUAAAAAGCAGAGUGUGAAUUUUGAGGGGAAAGGUGGGCUUUCCCCUCAAGUUGAUGGUUGGACUGCAGGGUGCCAAGGUUGGAGGAAUUCUUGAAUGUUUUGCCUUAUGUAAAAAUAUAUAUACAUAUAUCCGAAGAGCUCAUAUAGGACGGAUUAUUUUUUAUUUAAUUUUAUGAUUUUGUAUACAAGAUAAAACUGGUUGUUUUUUUUAUGUUGUGAUGCCAUACGAAGCCAGCACCUUGGCUUGCGGUCAGCAUUUUGGUGAGAUGGUAGACUGAGCAAGUCCCACAGUUUCUGGGGUUGCUAGGGUGCGGUGGAACCUCAACACAAGCACAAUUCUAGCACUCCACUCCACAGCCAUCUCAACCUUUUAUUUAUUUUUCCCCCCAAAUUUAAUGCAUCCCCCCCAUCUCCCAUUGAGGGGAAGCCUUGAUUCAUUACAGAUUGUCACGGGUGCAGUGUGUGUAUUUGCCCCUGCAUAUUGUGUUGUCCUAGAAUCACUUUGUAUUUUCGGGUAGACUGUCAGAGGACAGCAGGCCUUUGUUUGGGAAGAUUUUGGUUGGUCAGAAUGAGUCUGGAAUUGCCGGACUGCACCCCAAAAUGCCGCUCACUGCAGCAUGGAAAUGAGGUGGUAGCGGCAAUAACGAGAGGCUCAGAGGGGCAGCUACGAGCUUUCUUAACAUCACACUGCCACAAUGCUGCGACUUUGCGGGAUGAAUUCGGUCGCACAGUAUUGCACCUGGCUGCCUCACUGGGAAAGAAGGCCUUACUGGAUUGGCUUUUGAAAAGUAAAAACGCUGACUUGACGGUGAAGGAUAAAGAAUCAAGCUGGACCGCUCUGCACCGCAGUGUCUUCUAUGGACAGAUCCACUGUCUCCUUUCCCUGGUCAAGCAUGGUGGAGUCCUCUCCACUCAGGAUAAGGAAGGUCUCUCAACCCUGGACCUGUUGAUGAAAGACCGACCACCUCAUGUUGUGUUUAAAAACUCAGACCCGACUGAAGUUUAUACCUGGGGAAACAAUACUAACUUCAGCCUUGGGCAUGGUAAUCAAGAGAGUCGACAGCACCCUGAACUCGUGGAUGUCUUCUCCAGGACAGGAGUUUAUAUUAAGCAGGUGGUGCUCUCAAAGUUCCAUUCAGUGUUUCUGUCUCAAAAAGGUCAAGUUUUCACAUGUGGACAUGGACAAGGAGGACGCCUUGGCCAUGGCGACGAACAAACUUACCUGGUUCCCCGAAUGGUGGAGGGUCUGAUGUCCCACCACUGUUCCCAGGUGGCAGCAGCAAAAGACCACACAGUGGUGCUGACAGAAGGAGGUUAUGUCUACACCUUUGGGCUUAACACCUUCCAUCAACUCGGUUUGGCUCCUCCGCCAGCUUCGGCACAUGUUCCUAAACAGGUGUUUUCCAAGACGCUGAAAGGGAGGACAAUAAUUGGAGUGGCAGCAGGCAGGUUCCACACAGUGCUGUGGACAAAGGAUUCAGUUUAUACAAUGGGACUUAAUGGAGGGCAGCUAGGUUACCUGUUGGAUCCCAAUGGAGAGAAGUGUGUAACAGCCCCACGGCAGGUAUCUGCUCUUCACCACAAAGAUUGCACCAUAGCAAUGGCUGCCGCAAGUGGUGGCGCCACUGUGAUUGUGACCGAGAAAGGAGAUGUCUACCUCUUGGCUGACUACCAGUGUAAAAAAAUGGCUUCAAGGCAGCUCAACAUCAAGAAAGUCCUUGUCAUUGGUGGCAAUCUCGACCAUCGUGUGAAUCCCCAGUUUCUAAAUGAGUGCGGGGGAGAAAAGGUGGCCAUCUUGGCUUUGGAUGAAGCUGGUCGGGUGUUCUGCUGGCGCUCCUCAGGUAGCUCAGUGAGACAGUGCCGGUGGGCGUAUGGGCGCCAGGUUUUCAUGUCGGACAUUGCUCUCAGCAAAAAUGGCAUGAUGUUUGUGACUCAGGAGGGGGAGGGUUUCAGUGGCAUGUGGGCUGGAGAAUAUAAAAAGUAUGGUGAGAAAAAAGACAUCAGAGUGGAGGUUUGUGGACAAUCAGAUUUUGGCACAGUGUUUGAGCGAAUUCGUCUGGAAAAGCUCCCCUACAUUCACAGAGCUGUCAGCAUCACCAUGGAUCCCAACGGUCGAAAUUUUGGAUUGCUCCAGGUUGAUCCCAAAACAAGUUUAUAUGAGGUUCCCAGCAUUUCUCCAUCCUCCUUUGCGACACACUUCCAGAGACUUUUGGAGGAAGCAGAUGAAAUGGACAGUAUCCAUGAUGUAACACUUCGGGCUGGCGAUCGCACCUUUGCAGCUCACAAAUAUAUCCUGUCUGUGAGGUCUGAGUUCUUCCGGAAACAAUUUAUGGCUGAGCAUUGUGGGAUUGAUGAGGAGCUUGAUAAAGAAGUGAGGAAGCAUGAAGAUGCUGUGGGCUGCGAUUUGUUCAUUUUGGAGAAGAUUCCACCGGACAUGCUAGAGCAUGCCCUGCACUUCAUCUACACAGAUAACUGUGAGCUACUGGUGCACGGCGCCCAACCUAGACACCAUAGAUCCCUGAUCAAACAAAGUCAGGAUUCAAAUGAGGAGAGGCCUAUCAGUAGCCUGCAGGACUUGGGCCUUAGAGCUCGCUCAGCACUGGAGGUGUAUCGGUCCCUUCCCCUUGCAGCCAAAGGAGAUUGUAACAAGACCACAAGCAAGGGCUCCAAACUUGGCAAGAAGGGGAAAGGCAAAGAUGACAAAGGUGCCAAUGAAGGUGCGGACAACCCAGUGAAAACUUUACAGGGAGUAGCAAAGAAGCUCGGCCUUGCAGGCCUGUCUGCACGACUGGAUGGUGUCAAAUAUGAGGGUGGAAAAAUCAAUGUUAUACACAAGAAAACUGGCAACAAACUUAAAUUCAACCAAAAUAAAUGUUCAUACCUAUGUGAUGUUACUCUGAAAUCGGAAGAUGGGAAAGAGUUUCCUUGCCAUAAAAGUGUCCUCUGUGCGAGGCAAGAAUACUUCCACAGUAUGCUUGGCAAUCCUUGGAUUGAGGCUACAUCCUGUACUGCACUUCAGAUGCCCACCUCCUCAGACAUUCUGCAGGUUAUUCUCGAGUAUAUUUACACAGAUGAUUCCCCCACCAUUAAAGAGUCAAUGAAUGUGGCGUUCGUCUGCGACGUGCUUGUUGUUGCCGAUCAGCUGCUGAUCCCACGAUUAAAGGAAAUGUGUGAGGUUGCCAUCACAGAGAAUUUAACUCUGAAAAAUGCAGCCGGUUUGCUGGAGUUUGCCAGCAUGUACAACGCCGAGCAACUUAAACUCUCCUGCUUCCAGUUCAUUGUGCUGAACAUGACUGCGCUACUUGAGUCAAAAGCACUUGAUGGUCUUAGUGAUGAAGUGCUUCUGGAGCUUUCUGCAGCCUACAAGAGGAUGAUCCCAGCAAUGCAAAGGAGAGUUGUCACACCGUAUGCUGACGCCCCGGAUCUCAGUAUGUAUGAAGAUGAAGAUAUUGACUCUGCCUUCAGCCCCAAACUAGAAUCAGAACUGGACCAAUCCAGCAGGGAAGUAUUUUUCAGGAAAGCCAAGAUGAAGGCAAGAAAGAAACCAAGACGACGCUCUGACAGCUCAGGGGGGUACACUCUGUCGGAUAUUAUUCAAAGCCCCCCCGCUGCAGCAUUUUCCCCAUGCCUGAUCAAGACGAGAAAAGGCACCUCCACAGAAUCGCUGCAGGAGCUGCUCACAUCAGACUCUGAGGGUAGCUGCAUGGGGCUGGGAAGCCCCAGAGAUGUGCAGUCUCCAGUCUUUCAUGAAAGAGCUGUGGAGGAGAGGGUCUUGUGUCAGAGGAUGAAGACCCCACCCAACACCUUAACAAGGAAUGGCCUCCCAACUCCCCCUAGCUCUGGUCCAAAAGAUAUCCCAAAGAACCUUCAGAGACCUUCCGAUCCACCUCCAGUCUUGGAUCUUAGAGCCAUCAUGGACAUGGAAGCCAACUCUGUGCAGACCUUCAAGGCAGCUCCUAAAAGCCCUGCAAGUGUCAGCACCCUCUGCAAAUAUUCUCCUGGUCCUACUAAAUUGUCGCAAAAGCAAAGGAAGAUGUUGGCCUUGGCCAAUAAGGAGAUCAAUGUGGAGUCCACAGCACCCAAAUCCACCUCUGCAGUCACACCAUCCAAGAACAUUCGUGGGAAGACCUGGGCAACAGCAGUCCAGUCCCCACCCUCUUCAUGCUCAUUUCGGGCACUGCUUGAGGAGGAGGAGAACAUGCUCAUCAGAGCGGGGCAACCUGGAGCUCAGAGGGGCCAAAGUGUUCAACCUGUUACUAGAAGGGCGACGUUCAAAUGCGUUGAGCGCUGUGAGCUGGAGAAACCUGGGCCCUGGGUGAUGGCUGCAGUGGGAAGCCCGCCCCUUCCCUCUCUGGUGACCUUUGCUUCCAUCGUGGAGGAGGAGCGGCAGCAGGAAGCGGCGCUAAUCCGAAGCCGAGAGAAACCGCUGGCUCUCAUCCAGAUUGAAGAGCGAGCUAUUCAAGACCUUCUGUUCCAUUACCAGGCACAUGACAACACCGAUGAGCUGAUCUUGGUGGAGAGGGCCUCCUCUGGUCCCAUGGCAGCUCCAAUAUGGAACAAACAUUGAUUACUCACCACACUAGAGCUGUGAAGUGAGAGGAUUGUUUGCUGUGUGCUAAUCUCAUGCGCUCAUAGUUUAGAAAGCUAUGCUACUAUCUGCACAGUGUUUCAUCAAAUUGUCCCCAUUUGCUGCAUUGUGUUGUUAAUUGUGUGUCACAGGGUAAAUGAUGUCCAGAAUAAGUAAAUGUACUCUCACUGAGGCGUUUGAGCGAGGGCCAUUUUUGUGAGUUGCUCACAUGGCUUAAGUUAACUCUUCCCAUUGUUAUUAUGUGAUGUUGCCAAAGAAACCAAAUGGAGACGACGGAGGCACACACAGAAUGCACAGUACGGAACGUGUCCAUGAUCUUGAAAGUUUGGAGUGCCAACUAGAAAAUGGCAGUAUGUUAAAUUCUUUCCACACACGUGUUUUUUUCUAGAUAAUUCAGCUGAUUGGUUUGCAGUGGUGUUAUGAUGUCAUUGGCAUUAACUGAUCCAAAAGUGGAGUGAAUCAAAUUUCUGUCGCUCUUCCAAUCCAUGGUUUGGUGUUCUAGUGACAUAAUACAUAUUAGCAGGGCUGAUUUUGUGGAGCUGGCUUUGAUGCCUCAGGUUUGUAAGAAGGUGCUGUGCUGUUAUCAAACUCUAUAAGCUUCAGCAGCUUCUAGUUAAAUUUAUUUUACGUCCGUAUUUACGUAUGUGACUUUUUCUCUUCAGCCAGUAGGUACCUUUGCUAAACCACGUGAUAUUGAGUUUGUGUGAUUGGGUUGUAUUUGUAUUACGGAGACUUAUAGCUGAAAAAUGACAUACAAUAAAGUAUCUCACCUGUGCAAUGA
Messenger RNA from Phyllopteryx taeniolatus (common seadragon), 5550 nucleotides. RefSeq names its product inhibitor of Bruton agammaglobulinemia tyrosine kinase (gene ibtk). NCBI's taxonomy places the organism in Eukaryota, Metazoa, Chordata, Actinopteri, Syngnathiformes, Syngnathidae. Gene Ontology annotation, biological process: negative regulation of protein phosphorylation. Gene Ontology annotation, cellular component: cytoplasm; nucleoplasm. The record is from RefSeq and is a predicted model, not a curated record. Gene Ontology annotation, molecular function: protein tyrosine kinase inhibitor activity; protein kinase binding. The transcript is spliced from 29 exons. Bases 750 to 4748 code for a protein of 1332 amino acids.